AAGCUCUGUGGCCGCACCUUCAGCCUUUCAUCACCACCCUUCAUCAACUGCCGCAACCUUAAGUUUCUAUGGCUGGAUCACUGUCAAGUGCAAGACACUGCAGAUACAACAGCAGGGGGAGAGGAGGAGGAGGAGGAGGCCAUGAUCCGCCGAUGCUUCCAAAAACUGUGGGUGCUCGAUGUCCGUUACACACGCUGUGACGGGAUCCUGUCUACAAGGUUGCUAGAUUUCAUGACUCACCUCAGGGAGCUAAAUGUGGAGGGAGCACAGGAUUGGGAUGUCGGCCAGCUGCAGGGCCGGCUGCCUAAUAUCCGCAAGCUCCGAGUAACAAAGUCAACAGUAGUCUGCACGAGUUGCUCGGAAGAUAACUUGUUCUUGGGAAUGAACAAGAUGGAGCUUCUUGAAUUUUCAGGAAACCGUACCAUGCAAGGAGGAGGUGUAGCAGCAAACUUAUCUGGGAUAAGCACUAGCAGCAACGGACUUGAGACUAUGAUCAUUACUGAUGGGUGUGUUGGGAUACAAAAGUUAUCCUUCAGGGGAUGUGCUAAACUGAAGAAUCUGUUGCUGAGUGGAUUGUUUGAGGAUCUUUGUACCCUAGACUUGUCAGGCACAGCAGUCAAAACAGUAGAUCUCAGUGCCAUGACAGCACAGAGACUGGAUGAGCUCACUCUAGAUAACUGCGACAACCUUUGUGCAAUCCUGUGGCCACCACAAGGCAAACGGAAAAUUUACUUGCACAAGAUGCACAUUGACACCACCCAAUCAGCAUCAACUUGCAGAAGCAGGGAAGAGAAAAUGAAGGCUGGUAGCAGUAGCACUGCUGCUACAGGAUCAUCAUCGCCAAGGCCCAUGGUAUUGGUGAAUGGUGCUCAACCACCUUCAGAAUUUAAUUGGUAUAUUUCUAUAAAGGACACAAGGCUCCUCAGGUCAUUUGUGCCCUCUUUUAAAAAUUACUUUAACGAUCAUAAGGUACACCUAGAGGUUUCCUCUCCAAGAUGCUAUCCCACAGUUGAUGUUAGCGGUAGCGAGAAUGAAGGGACCAAGAACGAAACUAGAGAAGAGCAACAAGUAGUGCUAUCAAACAGGCAGCAGCAGCAGCCCCAAUAUAAUAGUAAUGCAUCAAUGUACUAUGCCGAUGUUGCUACCGUCAUAGUUGAGGAACACCUCCUUCAAGAAGGCGAUGGCAAUGGUAAUGAUGCCCCAACCAUCACAAGGACAAGGCCUUGCCCUCCCCCUGAUGAACGCCUAGGCUCCUCUGACUGUUACAUGUACAUACAAGACCAGCAGAUGAAGACAAAAGCAACGAUGGACAGUGGUGCUAUUGCUACUAUACCAAGUAUUAUAUGUGAUCAUGCUUACAUCAUGCAUGUGCAUGACAGCCUGUACAACACAAGUAUCCCUGGCCCUGCGCCAUGGUAUAACCUACUGUGGUGCCGGGUGGAGCGGUGUCCCAGGAUGGAAUUCAUCUUCACCGCUCCCAAGUUAGGAGGUGAAGGCAUUGUGCUCAUGUGUUAUUUCCUAAGAACUUUCUGGGCAUCCAAACUCCCCAGGACACGCUUCAUGUGGGAUAUGAGCAAACUGCCGUUAAGCCAGAUUUACCAUCGAUCAUUUGAGGAGGUGACAUUGUUGCACCUCGACUUCUGCCCUAGGCUCAUACAUGUACUACCCUUCUCGUCGUCAGUAAUCAAUCGACGCUACCUGGAGACUCUUGAGAUCGUGUGGUGUGGUGAUCUCAGGGUGGUCUUCCCUUUAUUAGACACUGACACCAAGAGCCACCAAAAGCAACAGCAGCAACAGAAGAAGCCACCAGGAGCAGCAAUAACAAUCGUGGAUUUCCCAAAUUUGAAGCAUAUCCACCUGCACGAGCUGCCCAUGCUCGAAAGCAUCUGCGGGCGUGGGAGGAUCUACGCCCCCUAUCUUGAGACCAUUAAGAUCAGGGGCUGUUGGAGCCUCAGGCACUUGCCGGCCGUCGUGAGCAACAGAAGCAAUAACAAGGUGGAUUGCGACUGUGAGAAAGAAUGGUGGGACAGGUUGGAGUGGGACGGAUUGGAUGGCAAGCACCAUCCUUCCCUUUACAGGCCAGUCCACUCGCGGUAUUACAAGAGGAAACUGCUCAGGGGCUCCGUGCUGAUAUGACUCAGCUCCCUCUGAAAUGUAAGCAACGCUUACUACGUACUCGGCUUGCUUCGGACUCAGCCUCACCUGCUGUCAUUUUCUUCCUUCGUUUGGUUGAUUAGUUUAUGCGCGAUGGAUAUGUAUCUCUGCUUGUGAACUUAGUUUGCCUUUGCAGCCUGCAUCUACAUCGACCUACACUGCAUUGGCCUUCCAGUGCCAUCUGCUUAUUUGUGUUUUGGUUUGUUAGUGGGUGCUCUGCUCUUAUCAUGGCACCUUCCUGCCUGAGAUAUAAGAUGGUGUAUUACAGAUGGAUCUCUACUCUGAGCAGUAGCGAAACAUAUAAAUAAGGGUGAGCGAGGAGCUGGCUGUUGUCGCUUGUGCUCCCGUCUCGUCUGUGUGGUGUGGUGUGCUGUGGCGUGUGAUCCACUUAUGAGACUGCUUGGAUUUGUUUCUCUCAUAUUUGUUACUUUUGUUGUACUUCCAGCUACAGAAUGGCUGAAUGAAUAAUUGAUGUUGUUGCUUUGUGUAAA
Molecule: messenger RNA, 2645 nt
Organism: Sorghum bicolor (sorghum)
Lineage: Eukaryota; Viridiplantae; Streptophyta; Magnoliopsida; Poales; Poaceae
Exons: 2
Coding region: 142-2136 (664 amino acids)
Source: RefSeq, a predicted model, not a curated record